AUGACGAAGACGUUGAUCCGGCCGCUGCUUCCUUCGGCCAUGACCGCCGGCGAGCUGGAGAGGCAGACGAUCGUAGUGCGCCGGAGCCGGAAGAAGGGGCCGGUUGUUCAGACGAAGCAGGCAGUCGAUCAGAAUAAGUUCCGCCCGCGGUUCGCUUUCUUCACCGGCCCUCACGGCCGGAGCGUGAAUCAUAGAAAGUUCGAAACCGUUGUUCUAAUCGCAAGCGGCUUUGGGUACUGGUCCUUGGAUGGAUACUUGGAAGACAUGCUGCGGACCGAGCGCGCAGCCACGAGGACACGAAAGAUCGUACUGGUCUAUAGAGGCAAGCCGCAAGACGCGAUGAACAAGAGGCUGCGGGAUGAUGCGCACAGUUCUGACGAUAGCCUGAAACUGCGCUUGCGAGUGAUCUUCUACCCGGCGAACCGCAUGAAAAACGCAAUGCAGGACGGCGACAAGUUUAGCGAUAUGACUGAGCUGGCCAAGAUGAACAAAUUUCGGCCCGCGGAGAACAUGGAGAAAUACAAGGUCACGAACGACACGGGCAAGGUGACCGGGCUUGAGGUCGGGAACAAAGGCCGUCUUACUUUCUGGCCAGGACCACUUCCUCUCAAAGACGUGGUGGAAAACCCCUCCGUGUUCGAAAACGGCGUGAAGUUCACGACAGGUCAAAGCUCGUUUGACGAUGAGUCUACAGACGGCACCAAUACUUUGAUUCUAGCAUCCGCCGAGAAUCAACUUGUUGAUGAGCUAAAGCAGGUUGUGGUCACGUCAAAGAAGAGAAUGCAUCUACAUGUGCUGGAUUUUAUCCCUCCACAGUCUCUGGAACACGGUGAUGACGAGUUCGAGGUUCGUCGGGUACAGUCGCCAGUUGACACGUCGGGCCCAGGAGGUUUACCGACCACGAGGCGGAGAUGA
Beauveria bassiana ARSEF 2860 is the source of this 915-nucleotide messenger RNA. RefSeq lists its product as uncharacterized. The coding region runs from base 1 to 915 and encodes 304 amino acids. The transcript is spliced from 3 exons. NCBI's taxonomy places the organism in Eukaryota, Fungi, Ascomycota, Sordariomycetes, Hypocreales, Cordycipitaceae. The record is from RefSeq and is a predicted model, not a curated record.